AGCCCCGAGGAAUCUCCAGGCUUAACAUCAGACACCUCCGACCCAGCACGCCCAGAGCUGGGGACAGGAACAUCAGCGGGGCUGAGUUUUCAAAUUACGUCAUCACGGCUAUUGAGUGUCUACAUCUGCAUCCUUUUCCCCUCAACAAUCUCACGGGCAGCUGAGUGUGGCGAGUGGGAAGGGUGAGGAGCAGGGGGUGGAGUCUGCUAUUUUAUGUAUUGCCUUCAUAAGGCUUGCACUGCCCUGGAGCACUGAGGCAGAGCCACUAGGACAAGGACACAACUGGAGCUGCCAUUGCAGAAGCCCCUGCCAUGGGGACAGCUACACCCCAAACCCUCAUCACUUUACUCUCCAUAGCAGCAGCGAUUGCCGUGGCAGAAGACACCUGCCCAGAGGUGAGGAUCGUGGGUCUCAGUGGCUCCGAUAGACUCGCCGUUCUCCAAGGCUGCCCGGGCCUGGCUGGAGCCGCAGGGCCCAAAGGAGACCCCGGAGCUGCAGGAAUGAGAGGUGAAAAGGGGGCGCAGGGAAUCCCAGGGAAGGCAGGACCACUGGGGCCAAACGGUGGCAAAGGGGCGAAUGGUUCCCCUGGUCCAAAAGGUGAUAAAGGAUCUCCUGGAGCACCUGGAACCAUCGGAGAGGGGGAGCUGGACAGCCUGCAGUGUAAGAGAGGAGCGAAGAACUGCAAGGAGCUGCUAACCAGAGGGAACCUCCUGAGCGGCUGGUACACCAUCUACCCCCACGACUGUAACGCCCUGACCGUGCUGUGUGACAUGGACACGGACGGCGGGGGAUGGAUUGUGUUCCAGAGACGGGCGGACGGCUCUGUGGAGUUUUUCCGCGACUGGGCUUCGUACAAGAGGGGAUUCGGCAGCCUGCUCUCAGAAUUCUGGCUGGGGAACGACAACAUCCACCUGCUGACGUCCCAAGGAAACCAUGAACUCCACAUUGACCUCAAAGACUUCGAAAACAACAAGCAGUUUGCCAAGUACAAGUCAUUCAAGAUUGCAGGAGAGACGGAGAAAUACAAACUGAUUCUCGGAGACUUUCUUGGCGGCACUGCAGGUGAUUCACUAUCCCCGCACAAGGACAUGCGGUUUUCAACCAGAGACAACGACAACGACCUGAGUUCCAACGCCCGAAACUGUGCUGAGAUCUACAAGGGGGGCUGGUGGUACAAGGACUGUCACUGGUCCAACCUGAACGGGCUGUACCUGGCUGGUACCCACGCCAGCUUUGCUGACGGGGUGAACUGGAAGACGGGCAAAGGUUACAACUAUUCCUACAAGCAGUCGGAGAUGAAGUUUAGGCCCGUGUAGCUCAGCAGACGACAGGACAGAACCGCUCCGUGUCCUGCCAAGAACACGUGCUUUUCGCUAGCCACACGUCUCCUCUCUCCCUCCGCCUGCGGGCGCCACGUGUGGGGAAUGCCCCCAUCUUCCUUUUGGUGCCACUUCCACCUGUGACAGUGCCUUGGCUGCCCAGCUAACAGCUGCUUCCCACACUGUAGGGCUCCUGGCUGGAGAGAUGAGUGCGAGUGGCCCCCUCUUUCUGGCCAAGCAGCACUGAGUUCUACUGAGUCGGGCUUAGCUGCCUGCUCCAUGGUUAAGGUAGUGGACUGGGACUCCAGCGACGGGGGCUCAUGUACUGCUUCUGCCAUCCAGUCCCUGGGCUAUCUUGGGCUUCCACGAGGAGUCCAGGUAGUUCGGAAUAGGAAGCCUAAUCCGAACUAUCUAGUGCGUGCCAUGUGUAGCUGCGGGCACGGAGUCUGAGCUAGCGGACAUUUCAAAAUGGCGAUGCCCAGCAACAUGCAAAUGAAGCCCGGGAAAUUCAAAUCCCGGGCAUCAUUUGCAACUCCGGUUGCCUACAUUAACCACCCUAGUUCGAACUAGGGUGGUAGUGUAGACAUACCAACUUACCUGUUACAGUAAGACUCAGAAAACCUUUUAAAUAAAACUAACACACAACACAAGAAUCACCCUCACUUUCUUGAAGGCACUUGAAGCAAUAAGUAGCAAGGCUGAGGUUACACUGCGAACGUGGCUUUCUGUCUGCCACGAGGACUUUUUCCUUCAGGCUGCCAGGAGAGUCUACCCUUACGUGAAGGAGAGAGGUGUCUCUGAGUUGCUCUUCCAAAUUUCACACAAGCCAUUCAACUGAAGCCGUAGAUGUCAAGAUUCAAGGCCAACCUUGCCUUGGGCAGACUGCCUCGCCAGCUGUUCACACUCACAAUAGCUGAACCCGUUACAAGACUUUUAGUUGAGAAAGCCAUGUUAAUCCCAAGUCUCUGCUAGGACUGGGAGAUGUGGGUGACCGAUAGAAACCACCAGCAUUUUCUUUGGAAAAUCCAGAACAAAACAUGGAGGGAAUCCAUCACCUCGGUAAUGCCAAUUCCUUUAGAGCUGAGGCCUGGAUUAUCCAGCACCAGCUGAGUAGAGCAGGCACCGUGUGCUCAUGGCUGAUAGCAGUUUUGGUAAAAAUGUGCCUGCCCAACUUGCCAAAGGAGAAAGGAAACGGAGGCCGAAAGGAAUGGUUUAGAGCAGUGUUUCCCAACCUGAUUUUUAUAAAGCA
Messenger RNA from Pelodiscus sinensis (Chinese soft-shelled turtle), 2568 nucleotides. NCBI's taxonomy places the organism in Eukaryota, Metazoa, Chordata, Testudines, Trionychidae. The record is from RefSeq and is a predicted model, not a curated record.